Molecule: messenger RNA, 1770 nt
Organism: Closterium sp. Naga37s-1
Lineage: Eukaryota; Viridiplantae; Streptophyta; Zygnematophyceae; Desmidiales; Closteriaceae
Source: the annotation of a GenBank genome assembly
AUGCGCAGGCAAGAUGCGUUGGACUUGCUUCGGAUGUACCAUGAAGCUGCGGCAGCUCCUGGCCCAUGGGAGAAUGAGCCCUUGCCUCCAGAACUGAGUGUUUUAGGUGCUGAGAGUGAUAGAGGGGAUGUUGUCGGUGUUGAUUCGGACGAUGGGAGUGGUGGGGUGUUGGAGCAGGAGAACGCAGUGGAGAAUAAGGAGGGGAAGAGAGAUGCAUUAGUGGGCACAGCAAGUAGGGACGAGAGUCGGGACAAGGAAGAGGAGGAUAAGGGGGGGAACGCGGUCAGGGAGGUGAAGCAGGAGGUGAACGAUGAGGAUGGGCAGGAAAUUGCGGACGAUUGGUCAGAUGGGGCGUUGGAGGAGGAACUGCAGGAGCUUCAGCUUGUGGCUGAUCUACACUACCUACUACAGCAGCAGCAGCAGCAUGCAGGCAGCGAAAACAGGACCAACUAUGACAACGGCAACGAGCUUCUGGUCACUGUUUCAGAGACAGCUUCUGUGGGUGGGGGAUAUGGGAAGGUGGGUUUUCAGGAGCCGCUACGGCCAGCAUUCUAUGAUGCGGCAGAGGAUGGAGAGGGUGGAUAUACGGAGCAGUUCGCUCAACUGAGGGUACAUGCCGCUGCCAGCGUUGGCCGUGCUGCCAGUGUUGCCAGUGCUGCCACCUCUGCUCGUGCUGGCCGUGUCGCUAGUGCUGCUCGUACAACCAGCGUUGCUCGCGUUGGCAGCGGCGCUGCCAGUGCUGCCAGAUUGCGGCCUGUGCUGCCCGCGGCAGCAGAGGAUGGCGCUGGGUCUACAGAACAGCCUGUUCCAUUACAGAAUCAUUCUUCUAGUGGUGCUGCCAGUGCUGUCACUUCUUCUACUGCUGCCAGCGCUUCCAAUGCUGCCAGCGCUGUCAGCGUGAGGCCUGUGCUGCCAGCCUUAUACGACGCAGCAGAGGACGGAAUUGGGUUCACAGAACAGUUCGCUCAAAUGAAAUUGAAAGCGAAGGGACGACGGGAAGAGGAGUUCUCUAGUAUUGCCACUGCUGUCACUUCUUCUACUGCUGUCACUGCUGCCACUGCUGCCACUGCAGCCACUGCUGUCACUGCUGCCACUGCUUCCUCUGCUUCCUCUGCUGCCACUGCUGCCACUUCUUCUACUGCUGCUACUGCUUUCAACGCUGCUGGUGCUGUUAGCAUGAGGCCUGUGCUGCCAGCCUUGUACGACACAGCAGAUGAUGGGAUUGGGUUCACAGAACAGUUCGCUCAAAUGAGAGUGAAAGUGAAGGGGAGGCGGGAUGAGGAUCCGGCGUGCUUUGUCGUGGCGUAUGCGUACAUCGACCGUAUCUUGCAAGAGCAUGACGACAUGGUGAUCACGUCGCUGAAUGUGCAUCGCCUGCUCAUCACCUGCAUCAUGGUCGCCGCGAAGUUUCUCGAUGACUCGUACUUCAAUAACGCGUACUACGCCAAGGUCGGAGGCGUUACUACAGCCGAGAUGAACCGUUUGGAGAUGGAGCUUCUAUUUCGCAUGGACUUCCGUUUGAACAUUACAACGGACGUCUUUUACGCGUACUGCAAGCGGCUUGAAGCGGAGAUUUGGAAUUCGCGCCCACCUUUCGAGGCCACGUUGGACGUCAACUCGUUAUCCAUGCUGAAGCCGCCCGGCCACCUGGCACGCGUGCAGCCUUGCCACGUGGAGGUGCAAAAAGGCGUUCGGACACCCCCGCGAGAGGUGGAAUCGUACCGGUAUCCGUCAAUGCGGGCGAGAACGCUCGUGAACGGGUCUCCUUGA